Molecule: messenger RNA, 1467 nt
Organism: Nymphaea colorata (pocket water lily)
Lineage: Eukaryota; Viridiplantae; Streptophyta; Magnoliopsida; Nymphaeales; Nymphaeaceae
Product: protein RMD5 homolog
Exons: 2
Coding region: 191-1357 (388 amino acids)
Biological process (GO): proteasome-mediated ubiquitin-dependent protein catabolic process
Cellular component (GO): cytoplasm; GID complex; nucleus
Molecular function (GO): protein binding; ubiquitin protein ligase activity
Source: RefSeq, a predicted model, not a curated record
CCCUUCCAUAUCCGACCGUCUUUCGACCCUUCCCCUUCCCUUUCUCUCUCCCUACAGGCAUCGCUGCUCCCGUAAUCGCGAGUCGAGGAAGGGCCGGGAUUCUGUUGGUGGCGGUGGAUUCUCCUUUUCCUCAAUCAUCAUCAUCACCAUCAUCUCAAGAGGAUUCACUGUAGAGCUUGGGCGACACCUUAUGGAGCUCAACACUAACACCAUCAAGGAUGCAUUUGACCGUGUUGCUAAGAAACAGAAGCUAUCUGCCUCUAAAACCCAAGAAGUAAUCGAUCAGGUGGGUCAUGAAAUAGUGCAGGCUUUGGAAAAUCUGAAUUCUACCAUGACCACUGAUGAAGGUGCAGGCCCUGCUAAGUCCAUUCUUGCAGACCUGAACAAGAGGUUGACUGAGGUUAGCCCAGCUAGCCAACUUGAGGGUUCACAAAAGGAAUUGAAUGUUGCACUGGGCAAAUAUGGGAAGGUCAUUGAGAAGGCCUUCAUCCCAGAUAUUGCCAAGUCAUACAGAAAUGUUGAGUUUGACAUGCAAAUUGUUAAUCAGAUCAUUGCGACACACUUUUACAGGCAAGGCCUGUUUGAUCUGGGGGAUUGCUUUAUAGAUGAAGCUGGUGCACCCGACUCAUCUGCUCUUAAGGCCCCUUUCCUUGAGAUGUAUCAAAUACUUGAGGAACUGAAAGCAAAGAACCUUGAGCCAGCUUUAAAGUGGGUAUCUGUCCAUCAUGACCGUCUGUGCCAGACAGGAUCCACGCUAGAGCUUAAGCUCCACAGGCUGCAGUUCGUUGAAAUACUCAAGAAGGGAGACAGGAAUGAGGCUUUGAAGUAUGCUAGGAGCUAUCUGGCUCCUUUUGCAGCAGUUCACAUGUGUGAGAUCCAGAAAUUGAUGGCAUGCCUCUUGUGGGUGGGUCGCCUAGAGUCUUCCCCUUAUGCAGAACUGCUAUCAUCUCCUCACUGGGAGGAAGUGUCGGCAGAACUCACUCAGGAGUGCUGCAGAUUGCUGGGCCAAUCUUAUGAAAGUCCAUUGUACGUCACUAUAGCAGCUGGAACUCAAGGGUUGCCCACACUGCUUAAGCUCGCAAACGUAAUGGCUGCCAAGAAGCAGGAAUGGCAGACGAUGAAACAGCUGCCUGUUCCGGUGGACUUAGGCAGCGAGUUCCAGUUCCACUCCAUCUUCGUCUGUCCUGUGUCACGCGACCAAGGAAGCGAGGAGAACCCCCCGAUGAUGUUGCCAUGUGGGCAUGUACUCUGUAAGCAAUCCAUAUCAAAGCUGUCCAAGAGCAACACACGGAUAUUCAAAUGCCCAUACUGCCCAGUAGAAGCCAACGUGGGGAACUGCAGGCAGUUGUAUUUCUGAUGAAUGCAGCUUCAAAUGUACUUACUGGUAGGCGAAAGGAAACUGUUUGUUGUUGGUUGCUGCAUAUGCAGUUGCAUUAUGUUGUGUAAAUACAAAAUUCUUCUUUCUCA